AGUUACUUGACCCAGCAGUCAAUAGAACGCUCAAUGUUCUUCGUUCUUGCAAGAAGGCCUCUAUCAAGAGAGUGAUCGUAACCUCAUCCAUGGCUGCUGUUGCCUACAAUGGGAAGCCAAGGACUCCUGAUGUAGUGGUUGACGAGACAUGGUUUUCAAGUCCAGAGGUCUGCGAAAAGAAUAAGCAAUGGUAUGUGCUAUCCAAGACCCUUGCCGAGGAGGCUGCAUGGAAGUACGCAAAUGAUAAUGGAUUGGAAAUAAUUACAAUAAACCCAACAAUGGUCAUCUGUCCCCUGUUGCAGCCUACACUGAAUACUAUCGCAGAAGCAAUAUUGAAGUUUAUAAAUGGAUCAUCUUCUACAUACGCCAAUUUCUGCUUUGGAUGGAUAAACGUUAAAGAUGUUGCCCUGGCACAUAUCCUUGCAUAUGAAGUUCCUUCAGCAAACGGAAGAUAUUGUAUGGUUGAAAGAGUCAUUCACCACUCGGACCUUGUCAAGAUCAUACACGAGAUGUAUCCUGAAUUUCCAGUGCCAGACAAGUGUGCAGAUGAUGCACCGUUUGCCACAAUCUACCAGGUAUCAAAGGACAAGAUAAGAAGUCUAGGCAUGGAGCUGACCCCCCUGGAGACAAGCCUCAAGGGACUAUCGAGAGCUUGAGAGAGAAAGGAUUUGUCACUUCUGAGUCGAGCCAUCUGUGAAACUUUCUUUGCUUUGGCAUCACUAGUGGCAAACGCUGGAUGCACACAUGUUUAUGUGCACCUGAAAUAAAUCGAGGCAUAGUGUACUCUUGAGACAUGUAUUUGCGGAUCUGCUGUGUUUCAAUGGAUUCAAGUUCCGAGACAUGUAUCCUGCCAGUAC
This is a messenger RNA of Triticum dicoccoides, 857 nucleotides long. Its product is annotated as phenylacetaldehyde reductase-like. The coding region runs from base 90 to 656 and encodes 188 amino acids. Lineage: Eukaryota; Viridiplantae; Streptophyta; Magnoliopsida; Poales; Poaceae. Gene Ontology annotation, molecular function: oxidoreductase activity, acting on the CH-OH group of donors, NAD or NADP as acceptor. The transcript has 4 exons. The record is from RefSeq and is a predicted model, not a curated record.